UGUGUGUUUCAGGUAUAACUUGGGUGCUGGUAUACCGAACAGACAAAUACAAGAGAUUAAAGGCCGAAGUGGAAAAACAAAGCAAGAAAUUGGAAAAGAAGAAGGAAACAAUAACUGAAUCAGCAGGCCGACAGCAGAAAAAGAAAAUAGAGAGGCAAGAAGAGAAACUGAAGAAUAACAACAGAGACUUGUCAAUGGUUCGGAUGAAAUCCAUGUUUGCCAUUGGCUUCUGCUUCACUGCCUUGAUGGGAAUGUUUAACUCCAUAUUUGAUGGCCGAGUGGUGGCAAAGCUUCCAUUUAUCCCCCUCUCAUACAUCCAGGGUCUCUCCCACCGCAACCUUCUAGGUGAGGACUACACUGACUGCUCCUUCAUCUUCCUCUACAUUCUCUGCACAAUGUCAAUCAGACAGAACAUCCAGAAGAUGCUCGGUCUUGCUCCUUCCCGGGCUGCCACCAAGCAAGCAGGGGGCUUCCUUGGCCCACCACCUCAGGCAGGGAAGUUCUCCUAAAGCACAGUUACAGCCUUCACGGAAGGUCUGACCAGUGCACAGGACUGCCUUUGGGAGGUAACAAGAUGGGAUUCUGCACCAGGCUUCACAUGUCCAAAACCAGCCUAUGCAGUAUUGGAAACAUCUUCCACUUGGAGUAUUCUACCAGCAGUUGUUUGCUCAUCAAACCAAGAAAGUUCUCAGAAGAUUACUUGACCUUUUGUUUCUGGUGUUUCUGAGAAAUAAAUGGCAUGGGCAUGUU
Messenger RNA from Balearica regulorum gibbericeps (East African grey crowned-crane), 750 nucleotides. Lineage: Eukaryota; Metazoa; Chordata; Aves; Gruiformes; Gruidae. The record is from RefSeq and is a predicted model, not a curated record.